This is a messenger RNA of Coprinopsis cinerea okayama7#130, 735 nucleotides long. RefSeq lists its product as hypothetical. Bases 1 to 735 code for a protein of 244 amino acids. The record is from RefSeq and is a predicted model, not a curated record. The transcript is spliced from 2 exons. NCBI's taxonomy places the organism in Eukaryota, Fungi, Basidiomycota, Agaricomycetes, Agaricales, Psathyrellaceae.
AUGUCCCAAGAAGAAAUCUUCGCCGCCUUUGCCAACCCCGACACAAGCCGGCUCCUUGCCCUGAUAUGCGCCAACCCGUCCUUUUCCACUCUCGAGAGUAUCAUCAAGUCCUUCCUCCCAUAUCUCCGCCUCCGCAACCCAACCCACGCCCUUCAAAUCGCCGAACAUCUAAGCUCGAUCGGGAACGCCGACAAACUCUGGGCUAUCUGGAACCUUUCAUCCGACGAUUUCUUACGGAGCGUCUAUGAGAUGCUGAAGCGGCAGGCCGACGAGAAGAUGGACGUCAACGUCCACCCACAGAACGACUACCUGCUUCGGGCGAUGAUGUACGGCGCCUGCGCGAGCUCCGGUCUGUGCAAGUCGGUCGCGUACAUGGCGUGCGGUAUCACUCGGGGGCUUCAGCUGCCUGCGGGUGAGAAUUUUAGAGAUUUCUUCCCGGAGAGUGAAGAUGAAGUACGCGCUCUGCAUGCUAUCAUCCAGGUGUUGGCGUGGGGGCUGGAGUGCGGUCUUCCGCCUGGGACGCCCUUUGAGAUUGAAGAGAUUCUCCCUGGGUUGUUGGAAAUUGAGAAGAAAGGUGUCAUCAAGCAUCCUGGUGGGCGCGCUUUGCUCCAGCUGGCAAUCCGUGAAGCAAAGGGCGGGUUCGACAACGAAACCUCGUACGAGGAUAUAUGGACCACCCUCUUCCCACCACCACCGUUGGGCGGCGACCAUCUGCGUGAUGAUGUGGGGGUUUAA